Messenger RNA from Serendipita indica DSM 11827, 1536 nucleotides. The record is from the annotation of a GenBank genome assembly. Lineage: Eukaryota; Fungi; Basidiomycota; Agaricomycetes; Sebacinales; Serendipitaceae.
AUGAACCGACAGGAGAGUCUGCUGAAUGACAUAAUAAAGGCACUCUCCAAGCUUCCAGGGCGUCGAAGGUUUGCUGCCAGCGUCGUCGUCUCACAGACCCGCAAGUCUCCAGCAUCAUUAUUUCCAUAUGCGCCAGGAAUCCACGAUCAAGAAGUGUAUCUACAAGAUGUCGCCGUUCUGGUUGCAGAAGAUGUUAAUAAAGCGUCAAAAGAAGACAAAUCCCCUUCAGCAACGCCCACGGACCAGCCCAACGGAGAAAAGGAAGAUACAUCGGAGUCAUACACUUACGUAUCCGCCCUAGAAGCUAUUCUUUACAUCUUUCCCGCCACUCAUUCGGUGAUCAUCUACGUCUCCAAGGUUGACUCGACAGGCCAAGGUCGCAAACCAUCCCCCACACGCACCCUUGUUGUUGCGUUCCUUGAAUAUGUCACUAGAAAGUGGUUUGGGACGUAUACUACAUCAGCCCAGGACGGAAGGCCACAUCUCUCUGCCUGGAGCACCUGGGUUCAUCUCUUUGCGCGUUCGCAAAACCAAUAUCUUUUCCCCGCGUCUAUAGAGUACCCUGGAAAGCGACUAUUGCCAGACAUUGCGCUCGUAAAGUGGUGGAAAGGCGUGGUGGAUGAUUUCGCAGUCGCCAUCACAUCUCCUCACCCAUCCACUAGACGGAAAGAGGUAUCCAAAUAUGUCAUCGUACCCGGCCUCACUCCGUUGGAGAUCUCGCACGCCCUCAAAAUACCCCUCAGUAAUCUCACCCCAUCAGACUGGUCGAUAGGUCACCCCUACUCCAAACAAGACAUUCGCUUCCCACUCGGAGUUCGACCACCAUGUUCCAUCUCCCAGCUCAUUCCCUAUUUCCCCGACGACCCCAAAGCCCGUCUCAUCGACGAGAUAGCAAACAGCACCUCGAAAGCAUCCGCCACCGUCGUCUCAUCCCCAAAGCGAAAGCGACGAAAGCUCAACGACGGCGAACAAGCCAUCGGUGAAAACGAGUCGGAAGCACAAGAGGGAAAAGAGGAAGACAAGGUCGACAUGGACUUUGUCCGUCUCGUCUCAGCCGAAGAAUUUUGGGAGCGAAUGGACGGCCGACAAGAAUGUCGCCUGGGAACGGUAGCAUUCUUUACGGUUCACAUUAAACCCGAACUUGACGAGACGUGCUUGGUCGACUCGGCGACGACACAUGCGCCCCUACGCAGAGCAGAGAUCACUCCGGGGAUGAUCCUCAAAAUUACAACUGCGCUUGACAGCGCCGAUUUCGGUUCAAUCGAAAAGUCGGUGCGCUCGACGAGUGCCCUCCAAGGCAUGAUCAAGGCUCUCACGGGCGGCUUGGUCAACGUCACCUCCAAAAUCCCCGGAAUCUCGCAGCAUGUAGAAGAGGCCGCUGCUGCUGAUGAAGAGGAAGUAGAUAUUCUUUCUACGUACAUCACGCGAGAGGUUGAGGUUGACAAUCCGGAGCUUGCUCCCAAGACCGAGCCUCCGGCAGCGGCUCCGGUGACAAUACUAACGGCAAGGAAGAAGAAGAAACCUCUAGUUACGUAG